CACUCUCAAAAUGUCUUCUCUCAUUGCCAAUCUCUCUCUUUCAUUCUCCAUAGUCUCCUCAUCAUCUUCAUCUUCCGCUAAAGGUAAUAAACCCAAUAACUCAAACUCAAAGAAACUCAAGCUCAGAGAGGACUGGAGACAACGCUCCAAACCCAUCCCUCCAGGUGGCACUUACCCAGCUAAAGACCACUGCAGUCGUUGCGGUUUGUGUGAUACUUACUACAUUGCCCAUGUUAAGGAAGCCUGUGCUUUUUUGGGAGAUGGGAUGUCCAAGAUUGAAGAAUUGGAACCUGUAGUUCAUGGUAGAGGGAGAAAGCCGGAUUCUUUAGAUGAAAUGCACUUGGGUGUCUAUGAGGAGCUGUUGUAUGCUCGGAAGACCAAGCCUGUUGAAGGUGCUCAGUGGACGGGGAUAGUAACAACCAUUGCCAUAGAAAUGCUAAAAUCAGGCAUGGUAGAAGCUGUUAUUUGUGUACAGAGUGACCCAGAGGACAGAUUUUCACCAAUGCCUGUAUUAGCAAGGACACCUGAAGAAGUUCUAGCUGCUAAAGGUGUCAAGCCAACAUUAUCACCUAAUCUGAAUACCCUUGCCCUAGUUGAGGCUGCAGGUGUAAAGAAACUUCUAUUCUGUGGUGUGGGUUGCCAGGUGCAAGCAUUGAGGUCUGUGGAGCACCAUCUCAAUUUGGAGAAGCUGUAUGUGUUAGGCACAAAUUGUGUGGAUAAUGGGAGUCGUGAAGGGCUUGAUAAGUUUUUAAAGGCUGCUAGUAGUGAACCAGAGACGGUUCUUCAUUACGAGUUUAUGCAAGAUUACAAGGUUCACUUGAAGCAUUUGGAUGGUCAUAUUGAAGAGGUUCCUUAUUUCUCUCUGCCAGCGAAUGAUUUAGUUGAUGUAAUUGCUCCUUCUUGUUAUAGCUGCUUUGACUACACAAAUGGUUUGGCGGAUUUAGUGGUUGGAUACAUGGGUGUGCCGAAAUAUUCUGGAAUCAGCAUGACACAACAUCCUCAGUAUGUUACGGUAAGAAAUGAACGUGGAAGAGAGAUGCUUAGUCUGGUUGAAAAACUUCUGGAAGUUACUCCUACGACUAGUAGUGGUGAUCGCCGACCAUUUGUAUUGGAGACAGUUAAGGCAGAUGAUACUGCUAAGAUGGGUAGGGGUCCUGAUCCUGCACCAAAGUUCAUUGGCAACGUGAUUGCUUUCUUGCUAAAUUUGGUUGGUCCCAAGGGGCUGGAAUUUGCUCGUUAUUCACUUGAUUACCAUACCAUCAGGAACUAUCUGCAUAUUAACCGAACAUGGGGAAAAGAAAGAGCUGAUCGACAUAUACCUUCGUUUGCAAAGAAAAUUGUGGAUAUGUACAACAAGAAUGGUGAGAUUGAUAAGAUGCUUUCCGCCAAGUGA
Molecule: messenger RNA, 1393 nt
Organism: Fragaria vesca subsp. vesca
Lineage: Eukaryota; Viridiplantae; Streptophyta; Magnoliopsida; Rosales; Rosaceae
Product: 7-hydroxymethyl chlorophyll a reductase, chloroplastic-like
Exons: 18
Coding region: 11-1393 (460 amino acids)
Biological process (GO): chlorophyll cycle
Cellular component (GO): chloroplast
Molecular function (GO): 7-hydroxymethyl chlorophyll a reductase activity
Source: RefSeq, a predicted model, not a curated record